Messenger RNA from Bacillus rossius redtenbacheri, 12043 nucleotides. RefSeq lists its product as uncharacterized. The record is from RefSeq and is a predicted model, not a curated record. The transcript is spliced from 7 exons. The coding region runs from base 341 to 2272 and encodes 643 amino acids. Lineage: Eukaryota; Metazoa; Arthropoda; Insecta; Phasmatodea; Bacillidae.
ACGGUGCAGGUCGGCUCCUGUUUAUGUUGGUCGGGAGGGAUCCACCGCCGCGGCCAUAGCGUGUUUCUUUUUUUUUUUCUUUCUCUCUCCGGCGUGCCUUUUGACCCGUGCGGGCGAGUGACAGUUUGAACGCGUCAAGCCAGUGAUCAUCAGAAAUACUGCACGUUCCAAGUCAGCAUCGCAGAAAGGAUUACCUUCCGAGGGAUUAAGCCUGAGGUAACAGCGACUACUUCCACUGACGUCUCGCGAGUCGUUCGAGGACGUUUGUACUGUGGCCAGUAAUUUAACCCUCGCCUCGUGUUAACCCGGCUCUUACACAUGCGGCCGCUGAGCUGAAAGGAUGGCGGCGACGGACGGCCAGAUCGUGGUGGCGGCGGCGCGCUGGUGCGACGAGGCCCACUACCUGCGCGAGUUCGUGGCCCGGCACCCGCUGCCCGCCGUCGUGAAGAUCACCAAGGGCCAGUGCGGCGGCCUUGGAGUGCCCACGCUGCCCUGCCCCGGGCUGCAGUCGACGGCGCUGCUCGUGUCGGUGGGCAGGCGCCGCAAGAUCGCCGCGCAGGCCGUCAAGCUGAAAGAGGGCCGCAGGCUGGCGGGGGUCGGCCCGCGGCUCGCGGUUCCCGAGUCCUACCCGGGCUACUUCGAGCUGCUCAGCGAGGAGGGCAGGUCGGUGCGGUGCAUCGAGAGCGUGGCGGAGCUGUCGCGGCGCCGCCUGCAGGGAGGCUGCCUGGUGCGCGAGCCGCUGCGGGCGCUGGUGGCGCGCUGCGACGCGGACGGCGGCGUGACGGCUGACGGCGCGCGCACCGUGGCGGCCGGCGAGACGCUGACCCCGUGCGGCGAGGUGCAGCUCAGCGGCGGCGGCGGGGGCGGCGGCGGCUCGGCGGCGGCGGGCCGGGGCCGCUACCUGCGCUGCAGCGACGCGCGCGGCGACGCCGUGCUGCUGGGGCUGGAGCAGCGCGGCAGGUUCAGCGCGCUGGCCCGCGAGGACAACAUCAGCGGCGUGCACACGGCGCGCAACCUGCUCAGCAAGCGGCUGCCGCUCACCGUGCGGCUGGUGCACGGGCCGCCGCCGCGCGGCCUCAAGUCGCCGUCGCACUUCGUGCCCGAGCUGCGCCUGCUGUCCGCCUUCGAGGAGGAGCACGUGUUCGCGCUGCCCUUGCAGAAGGACUCGGGCGCGGCGAUAGCGCUGCCCCUGGCUGCGCCGCUCAAGCUGCAGCGCACGCGCAACUCGGACCAGCUGCAGGCCAUGCGCGAGUUCCAGCGGCUGGCGGAGCGGUGCGCGCGCCUCGCGGCCGAGGCCGCCGACCGCAUACAGGUGCUGGAUGGCAAGCUGGGCGACUCGAAGAUACUGCGCGCCGCCGCCUCUGCGUCUUCGGCGGCGUCGGGCAAGACGGGCUACUUCCUGCGGCGCAGCGCGUCCUCCGACUCGGCGGGCAGCCACAACCACAACAACCACAACCACCACCACCACCACCACAACAACAACAACAACCACAACCACCACCACUACCACCGCGUGGUCGGCGGCGACGAGAACCGCGCGCCGGCGGCGGCGCUGCACGCCGACGACUACGACGAAAUCGACCAGAUCUACGACUACGUGCGCGGCUUCGCGCCGUUGCCCAAAGGGAUCCGGUCGCCGUUCGCGGACUCUCCCCCCGAGGCGGCGGCCACAGCGGCGGCGGCGGCGGCGGCGGCGGCUACAGCGGCGGCGGCGGCGGCGGUGGCGGCGGCGGCCCCGACGCCGGAGCGCGACAGGCCCGAGCCGCCGCCGAUCGAGACCAUCCCGACCAAGAAGCUGCCGCCCCCCGCCGCCGCGGCGACGGCGAUGGCGACGGCGGCGGCGACCAAGGCGGAGAAGCGCACCCGCCCCCAGCCGCCCAAGCUGUUCGUGAAGAACGGCAACUCGCAGCGCGCCGGCCGGCUGCUGCGCCAGAAGAGCGCCUCGCCGCUCAAGGACGGCCCUGGCAAGGGCGGCUCGCCGCUCUUCAACAUCCGCUACAAGUCCAUGAGCAACCUGCACCAGGCCAUGGAGCUUGACGGCACGCUGGACUCGAGCCAGUCUGGAGGUCGCACUUCGGGGGACUCGGGGGCCGGAGCCAAGCUGCCCGAGAAGCGAUCCCGCCGCCUCAGCCGCCCCCGGUCGCUCACAAACCUGGUGUGGGAGCUCCGCGGCGGCGGCGGCGAGCCGGUUGCGCCGCCCCCGCGCCGCAAGAACAACCCCGUCAAGACAGUGGCCGGUGGCACCAAGAGACUGGGCACGCUCUACCUGUGAUCCUCCCGCAGGUGGUGGGAAGAGCCGAUUAGCAGAGGAACACGCAUCGAAGCCCUACGUCAGCCGGUGUCGGGGCGAGCGCGGUGCAUCAUGGGAAACGCGCGGACGAAUCAGAACCUCAGUUCGAGCUUUGAAUAUAUAUAUACUGUAUAGAAGUCGCGAGUGGAUAGGAUUUACUCUACGUUUUUCAGAAGCGUAUGAUGAGCAGCUUGGGAACUUCACCGCUGCAGUGCGCUGCCGUAACGCCCUGUAUCGUCUUAGUUGUUAUUUACACGUUAGAGCGCAGCGCUGUCGCCCGCUGUCAUUCCCCGCACCCCCCAUCCAUCAUUCACUGCAGCUCAAGGUCGUUCAGCGGGAGGGGGAAGGGGUGUUUGAAGAGUUCGACACUUGUCCGCUAGGGACCACCACAAGUCGAUGCCCUAGAGAUGGUGGCGAUUGCGGCGGUGAAUUAACCAACUACCUCAAAACCGUAUUAGAAAUUUUAACCUGGGCUGGCGACUUCUAUACAGUAUAUAUAUUGAAAGGUUCGAGCGUCCGGCCGCCCUGAUUGGCCAGAACGCUCGCUUGGGAAGAACAACACAAAAGUGCCAUCUCGUAGAACAAAACUCCUCGUAGUUACGAUUUAAAAAAAAAAAAACUGAAGUGAAUGUGAUAAAAUUCACGGAGACUGGAACUAACAUUUUUUUUUAUGACGAUAAAUAUUUUUUUUUAAUAUAUAUUUUUCUUUUCUUCAGCACGAUGCCGUACCUGGAAUGUUAGAAGCCUAAAAAGAACUAUUUUUUUUCCCGGCUCGCAACUUAAAGGUGAGGACUGAUGUUUCUAAGUGUGGGCAUUUGGUGCAGUGUGCGAGAGAGGGAAAGAGAAAUAACUCAGAAAACAAAAUUUCCAAAAAGAAAAACUCCGCCAUUCGUGUAUCGUGCUUUACAGCUGUGUUUCAACAAACGAAAAAAAAAACUUAAUAAAAAAUAUAUAUGCGUAUAUAAUCCAAGUCAUAUGAUUUCCGUAAGUUUGCUACCGCUUGUACUGCGUACAUCGUCUUGUAUUUUACAAUUCAAAAGAAAUUUAUGUCAAAAAAGUAGGUGUUUUAAACGUCUACACUGCAACGUACAACCUGAACACAAAUGAUUCGCCAGUAGAGGUUUAUUUACUUUAAAUCGUAUUGUAUUUACUUUGUGAUUUGUAAGUUUAACAGUGAUUAUUAAAGCUGACUAAGGACACUAUUUAAUUUAGUUAGCAGUAUGUACCGUAUUAUUUUAAUAUACCUAGGAUAGAUUUAGUAGUUUUUUUUUGUUUGAAAAAAAGAUGAAGUAUUUAGAAGAUGAAUUCGAAACGAUAUCAAAUCUGUGUUGGGCGACUCAAAAUUUAGCAUGGGACUAUGCAUGUAUGACUAGAAUGGCUAACUAAUGUUUAUUGUUUGUCAUAGUCUAAUACGUACUGAUAAUCUCUUAUUUCGAGAGUCAGUGUUUUAACUGCUACGUUUUAGUAAUGCAGCUACCGAUUGCUAGAGCCACGAUUAGUUCGAGGAUUAAUUCCAUCCAGGCUAGACUCAACUUGCAAAUACACAAAAGAUCCUUUUUAGAGUGAUCAUUGGUAGAGACCUGCAAAAUUCGUGGUUUCGAUGGCCUUCAGGAUAGACUGCACAUACACCUGUACACUCGGGCAAAUAACGCAAGUUCAUUGGCUGCCGACUUGUAAGUCGUCUCAGCUGGUUUGUCUGUGAUUCGAUCCUUCUUUGGUUGAGGGUUUAUAACUGGUUGAGAUUCGUUCCAGAUGAACAGUAAGCCAAUAGAAAAAUUAUCUAAGAGGUAUAUGUGUUUGAAUUCUAUCCUAUCACCGAAUGAAUCCGCGAAUUUUACAGGUCUCUAAUCAUUGGUCGAUAACGAGUUCAUAUAACUUGCUAGGUUGCACGUUGUUGGGUAACCGCUUCCUGUCAUUGUUCGUAACUGGCUAAGGGUCUUCAAGGACAUGUUAAGACAACUGUGGUCCAAUCAUCAACGAGUAACAGAUGUAUAAGUGCUUCCAAUCUACUUCGCUACUCAAUGAACCCAUCAAUUAAUCGUGGCUCUACGGAUAAAAAAAAUAUUGUUAAAUUUUGCUCUCCCUCUUUUAUUUUAUUUUUUGUAAAUGGAACAGAAAUAUUCAUGUAAAUUUACAGAUAGUUGUAAAUUUGUACAUUUACAUGAAAACAACUGUAUCACUACAAAAUAUUGUUCUCAGUAACACUGGGUUGAGACUCUUACCCGAGUAUGUAUGUUUUUUGUGGUCCCAGUACCUCCAACAGUCAAACGUUCUCUGAAUAGCUUUCCAGUAUUAACUGUGCACAUUAAUAAGCAUAAUAAAAAAAAUUAAAGACCAGUUAUUGAAUAUUCGAUCUCCUUUUCCAAGUUUUAAAAAAAUUAUGCUUGAAUAAAACAUCAAAUCAAAUAUAAACUUAUGCGCCAGUGUACUAAGAAAUAUUCAGUAUUAUCUCGAAAAACGUAUUUCAUAUAUGAAAAAGUAACAAAGUCAUGUGUUGUACAAAGUAACAACAUUUCUUGUGUAGUAUUACAAACUAUUUCUUGGAAACUGAUUUCCAAAGGAAUAUUUUGUAAAAUACAGGAUUUUUUUUUUCUGUGUAGGGGAAUCAGUCGCUCGUUAAAAUUCGUAUUUGUGCAACCCGCUUCGUUUUUUCCAGAUAUAUUCUUAAGUAUUGAUUUUUUUAAUGCUUAGUCAAUCGUUUCUGCCAAACCAGCACCGUUGUUUGAAUAUGAGACUACGAUUUCGGGAUGGACCAGAAUCCAGAAUACUGUUGAUGUUGUUUCACCGCUGUACCGGAAAAAAAAUUGGACUUUUCGCAGUGUGUCAAUAAUAACAGUGCCUCAUAUAAUGAAGAAGAAAAAACACUACGAUGGUAACUUAUUUGAAAGUUUUUUUUUUUUUUUUAAUUUCUGUAAUGAAUUAUGACAUGAAAGUUUGGCCUUAGACACAUUCAAACGUUAGCAGUGUUUAAUAGUUUAAGAAUUGAAGAUCCUUCUUACCCGCAAUUUUAUGUUAUUGGAUCUUUACGCAAUUGCACUGCAUUUUUAUUUUUUUGAAUUUUCGUUGUCACUUACUAGGAGUUAGUUUCCCGCAUGAAUACAAGUAGGUAACGCGUACAUUUUUAGUAUCUUACGCGCGUUCUGCAAAUACAAUGGCACGGAAGAGCAGACGGAUCACGUAAACGGAGACGGAUCUCACGUAACGGAGUAUCUACAAUGGCACGCAUGCGCACUCUGACCAGUACGGACCAGCCCCGCAAGGAUUAGUUCCGUGCGACCAAUGGAAGCCGAGUGUUUUGCCGCGGUGGUAGCCACGUUUUUUUGCGUUUUAAAUACCUUAAAAUUCGUUUCAAGUACAAGAACUUCUAGUGUUCCAGCAUUAUUGCUUUGUUAAUUUAUAUAUAUAUAUAUACACACACACACACACAUAUAUAUAUAUAUAUAUAUAUAUAUAUAUAUAUGUAGGGUAAGGUUGCCUAUUUCCGUGAUAUCCCUUAUUCCGUGAUAUUUUUUUGUUUUGUCUCUCAAGAUCAAGCGAGUAGCAGUAGAUAGUUGGGCCAGAUCUCAAAAUAUAGCUCGCGAUGUUCUCUUUCGUAGGGAAGAGGCGGCUCUUCGUUCGCGCGUUUUUUUUUUCAUAUGGUGCACAGUUGUUUGAAGAGUGGGUACUAUGAAGCAAUUAUACUCAUCAUUUAUACAACAGUAGAGUGAAUUUUGUAAUGAAAACUUAAAUAUACAUAUAACUGCCUUACGCUUUUAAGGAUUUAAUUUUCAAUGUUUAAGUGUAAAAAGUAUGUGUAGAUUAUUGUAGAGGGCUCGUUUUAAAAAUAUGUAUUUGCUUUCCCGUUUCUCUUUUUUAUUUCGUUUUUGGGCAAAUAAUUUGGAAGCACAAACUAAAGCAUGGGAGUAACAAAAUUAUUUCAUUGUUGAAGUAUGUUUAAUCAGUGCCUGUUUUUUCUUGAAACAUGUAAAUAUAUAUAUUUUUUAAAUGUAGAACAGAAUAUUUCAUUUAUCAUUCUCAAACUACAGACUGUUCAUCAAUUAAAGACACUUGAUAUCAGUCGUGUCCAAAAUAUAUCCUUCAGUUUAGCUGUUUUUAGUUUUAUUAUAAUAAUAAUUUUGUUUUAGUUGCUUUACAGUAAGUUUCUUAUUUUACAGCCCGAUAAUGUGUUUAUUUCAGUAGGUAGUCCUCGUUCAACAAUGGGCAAAGAAAAUGGUAAAACCUGUUGAUCGUCUGGAAGUAGGAGGUCGAAGUGCUAAAACAAGCCCUGCAACUAGCUGUCAGAAAAGUUCUUCAGGAAGAGUGGACAGUCUAGAAGGCGUCCAAGCACUAUAAAGUGCCGUGGUCGACAUUUAAAGAAAACGUUAUGAGGGCCAAUGAACAUCUUGAUGGGAGGAGUGAUUUUAAUCUCGAUGUGGUGUAAGUUGGUGUACCAUUCGUGCUUGAAUUAUUUGAUGUAGAAUGUAAACUUGCUAAGUAUGUUGAACGUAUGGGGGUCAUUGGUUUCGGAUUGACUGUUUUUGAAAUCAGGAAACUCGCGUAUGAAAUAGCCAAAAAAACACUGGUAAGCUGAAAGGUUUAAUGCAGUUAAAGAAUCUGCGGAAAAUAAAGCGGUAUAGGGGGUUGAAACGUUAAAAGGUUCAACUUCACUCUCAGGCGACCUGAAAACUUAUCUAGUUAUCGUGCAUCAUGUGUCAAUCCUGUGUUAAUACAGGAAUAUUACAAUUCUCCAGAGAAAGUGCUGCUUGAACACGAUCUUUUGGAUUCGCCUCAUAGAAUUUGGAAUUGCGAUGAAACCGGACUUAUGUUUGUAACAUCUGGCAGAAAUGUAGUGACUAGUGUUGUAGAAAUACGAUCACUGUGUUAGACUUGUAACACUUUAUUUGGAGCAUGUAUUUUGUACUAAAUAUUAAUUUUUGUGUGUAAAUAGUACUUGGGACACAAUUGUGACAGAAUUGCAUUUAUUGGAUGUGUUUUAUAUAUUUUUUCAAUGUAUCACGGAAUUAGGAUACCACUAUCACGGAAUAAAGGCACCUAUCACGGAGUUAGGAAUCCAUGCUGUGUUAAUUUUAGAAAAUUAUUAUGUUGAACUGAGGUUAUAUAAAUUAUAUACUACAGCAUGUGUUAACUGGCUGUCAAAUAAACUUUAUAUAAAAAAAUUGUUACACCUAUAUAGUCUCCCAAGUAGUUCAGUAAAUUCAUUAGAAAUAACUUAUCACGGAAUAAGGCAACCUUACCCUAAAUCCCGAUCGUGUAAGGUUCUCGGAGCUGAAAUAUAUAUAUAUGAUUAAUUUUUUUUUGUAACCGUGAAAUUCAAUCCCAUUGGUUGUUAUUUUUUACGUCUCCGUGAAUUUCGUAAGCGGCAGACGCGAUGGCGAAAUGAACCAGGAGAACCGUCUCCGUUUACGUGACCCGUCUAAGUUUGCGUGCUAUUGUAGAAAGGGCCCAAGUCCCAUUCUCGAAACAGUUCUUUGUUGAAAUUUUGGCACUGACAAAAAAAAAUAACUAAAAUUCAAAAUGAUGAUUGAAUUCGAGUCUUAACAUCUGCGGCUGGUUCAGUUGGCGACGAAGUGCGUAGUCAGGAAGGGCCGUGUCUCCCCCCCCCCCCCACCCCCAAAAAGAUACUCAUAAACCAGCAUAAAAUAACGAAUAUAAGGCUCAAUUUACGGCCACUGAACGUGAACAAUUUAUAGAGUAAAUAACCUUCUCCUGAAGCAGUAGUAGUAACGCAGUGUACUAAUUGAACUACCGUUCAAAAGUGACACGUUUUAUUAAAAAAAUUUCACGUUUAAAAAAAAAGCACUUGAAUGUCAUCAAAUAGCAAAAAAAAAAAAACUUAUUAAAGCAUUAUAAUUUGAAAACUUUUCUGGGGGAGUAGCACAGAAUCAGCCAUUUUUAUAUGAAUUGAAAAAAAAAGGGGGGGGAUUUACAAACCACUCCCCUCAGACCCCUAAAUAAAGUCCUAUCAAAAAUUUAUUCUUAUUACAUCUUCACUUGGUCUCUCCUCUAUAUCCCGUAAAUGCUGACUACACCCAUGCUUGUGUUCGAGUGUUUGUAGUUAGUGCCGUGGAAAAUUAUCAUAAAACAUCGAACUCUAACGCAUCGAGACUUUUUUUUUAAUACUAAAACAUCAGGUGACAAGCUGACAGAAAAAAAGCCAGCGGGAUUCCGUUGAAUCUGACGAGGCAGUUUUCAACUGAAUUGCGAUUUUUUUAUUUUUUUUUAAAUUAUUUUGGGCCACGGUUAAGAUGUUUCAAAUUCGUAGUGUAUGCUUAUUGCUUAGUCUUACUUCAAUUGCUGACAAGUUUUGAGAAUAAUGUUUGCACCUAAAUAAAAUGUAAAAUAAAUUCAUUUGUAAUAAAUCGUAAUUAUGUCAUGAAAUUUUAUCUUACUGUCUGUCUUAUGCUGCUUACACGACAAAGAAAUGUAAAUGUGCAAACAAAAAUUCUACACAACUAUUUACAAUGUAAACAGAAAUCGUAAUAUUACACUUAUGAAGGUUAAGUAAUAAAUACAUUUUUGUGGCGUAAUUUUAAAAAAAACUAGUACAAUGUGUGUAAUUUCACACACAUUUUUUCUGUGAAACCAAAUUGUUAAACAGUAUUCGGUCAGUAACUGAUUAAGUAACUGUUGUGUUAUAUUACACGUUUGGAUGUAUGUGUGUUAAAUUAAUUAAAAUCAUAAUGGUUAUCCGUACACUGUAUUACUUACACGUUAUUGUAAACGUGAAUUAUUUUGUCACAGUAAAAUUAAAACGACCAAACAACUUACUGCAAAAAAAAAUUUAAAAUUCUUACUAACAAAAAUCCUUUUAAUUUUUAUAAAGUGGAGAAAGUGGUAUUUCUAACAAUUAUUUAUUAAUGUGCGCAGUGAUCAAGAGGUCAUGUCACUAGACCGUAUGCCAAAAGGUCUCGCUUACGAUAUUCUGCCGGUUCACUCAGAUUAUAAUAAUUAUUAACUUUAUAACUAAAACUUAAUAAAAAUAAAGAAGUUAUUAAUUACAAAAUCACGCUAUGUUCCGUCACAACGUUAGCGUAUAUUUACUAACGAUGCAGUAAAAUUAGCUGGAAAUAUCGUGGUAAAUUUACACAUUCUUUGUUAGAGAUUAUAAAGAGCAAAUGAUUAUUCGCGUUUUACGUAAAAAAAAAUUUUUCUUAAAAAAGUUAUAAAUUACUUAGUUAGAAUCAAAUCAAACGUCACAGUAGUUACAUAAAUUAAUAUUAGCCUAAUAUUUAACAAUCUUGUGUUGCUGGUUUCUUGAUGUGCUUUCACGCUAUUCGUAUAUAAAAAAAAUAUUCAUAUAAAAACUUUUACCGCCAUUUUGAAUUUUUCUCGUGUUCGUAAGUAUCAAACCUGUGCGUGUUUUUACUCAGACUGUGAACGUACACUAGUAAGUGUGUACAGUCUAUUCAAACUGACUGCUAAUCGGUGCUCGAGGACAUAUUUUUUUCCAGAGCUAACAUGUCUUCAUUUUAUAUGCAAAGAGCUCUUGUAUUUUAUAACGUGUAAAAACCUUGUCCCUGCAGAUUUUUUGGAUUUCGUUUGAUCUAACCAGUCAAACCAGUGUGUACAUAUAUGGAGUGUAUUUGAAGUGCAUUUUGUUUUUAUCAGACCUGGAAAAUUCGCGGGUUCAUUGACCUUCAGGAUAGACUCCACAAUUCUCUACACAUUCGGGAAACUGCCAACUGUUCAUUGGCUACAGACUUGGGAGACGGUUCAAUUGGGUUGGUCGCAAUUUGGCACUUUCUUGGUUAAGGGUUUCUCAUUGGCUCACAGUUCUCCUGGUAAAAUGAGGGUCAAUCACAGAAGCCAUAAAACGAUCUGCUUGUUUGGGUUUUAGUGUAUCGCGAAAUGAAUUUGCGAAUUUUCUAGGUCUCUAGUUAUUACCUUUGUCGCAUUGUGUUGUGUCUACAUGUAUACCCUUCAAAGACGUAUUAUUUUACAAUCUUUAUAAAAUGUGAUUAAAACUGUUCACCUGAGGAGAAUUGUCAAAAUUUUGUACAUGAAUCCAAAUAGGUAUAAAUUUUUGUAGUUAGAAAACCAUAUAAUAUAUUUUUUUUUUACUUUGGUAGCGGAUCCAGAGGCUCAAGCCCCCUCCAAAAGCAUCUGGGUCCACUAUUGUUUUAGUGUUUGCCUUGAUAAAGCCUAUAGCCUCAGCUGGGUCAAGCCCCUCCCAAAACCAAAAUUGUGGAUCCGCCACUGCAUCCAGAUGUUCGAAAAUCGCAUUUCUUCAUUUCAUGUGGUUUUAAAAAGCCUGGAAGGUUUUACUACCAUUUCAAUAACAAUAAAUGUUUCAAUAACAGUUAAAAGAGUUUAAUACCUUGUAUUGAGUAGUGCUUGCUACAAUAACCGAAACAACACCAUCCUCGUAGUCAGAGAUGGACUAGAACCACGAUGUUCGCUUGUUAAAACAGGUGUUUCCUCUCACGAAAAUGGAUGUUAGGUCGUGUCCGAAUUCAAGAACACAGCAUGUAACUACGUCUAUCACUUUUUUUGUUGUCCUGGUGGUGUGUUAGAUAAGUUAGAACCUAUUCAAUUUUCAGCAUCUAUAAAUGGUGUAAGCCAGCUAACAUGUCGUUAGCAAUAAUUUUUAAUAAAUACAUUUCAUCCCAGCAAAAACAUUAAGUUGGAACUUAAGUUUUCCACUCACUCCAUGGAAUAUUUAUGGAAAUAUACUUAAGUUUAUGCAUUUGUUACAUGUCUAUGUAUUUGUUUAAAAUUCCCUUUAGUAAUAAACAAAAUUUAAUAUUUUUAUUUUUGUUUAUUUUUAAUUUUUAUUUUUAAUUUAAUAUGUUAAUACUAUUAAAACAUAAAGUGAAAAUAAUUUUAUUGAGUUUUUUUACUAUUUAAUAGUGUGUUCAAUAAAAUAUAACAUACAAAAGUUUUUCAAAAUGGCGUUUCUUCACUUGGCAGUACGUGAGAAAUAGCCUACAGGAUUCGUUUACUCGCAUGAAUGCAAACUUCAAUUUCAAUUCCGACAGCUCUCUUGAUGUCACUUCCAGGGACAAGUACGUAUAAGUAUACACUCCAAGAAUUACGACAAGGCCUUAGUUGACUUGGUUUUUAAUUGCUAACACUCGGCGUUUGAUUUGCAUGUUAUUUAUUAUUUUUUUUUUCAAAAUGAAACCUAAAGUGUGUUUUUUGGUAAUUCUCUUCAGCGUACCAGUGUCUUAUUAUUAAGCUAAACAGUGGAUAUUUUAUGCUGAAAUGUUUGUGAUGUAAAGUAGAUUAGACGAAAGUGUUGUAAAUAAAAUCAAAAGUUGAUUAACAAGUUUUAUUGUGUAUCCAAGUCUCAAAAAAAGAAAAGACAAGCUGAAACUAUAACUUGAGUCAUAAAGUUUUUAUAAAUAUUUCGUUGUAGUUUAUCUGACGAAGAAGGCAGGCCAUAUAUCUAAACACCUUCUUCGUUAGUUAAUAAUUGUUGCUAUGCUUGUUAAAUAUGAUCAUUCGCCUAAUUGUGUAAAUAAAUGCAUGUUUCAUGGCUGUAAUAGAAACUGCGUACCCUAAUCGUAUUUAGUUUUACUGCUCGCUUGUUCGGAAGUUUGGGAGAGAAGAUAAUACUAUCAUUUUCGUAUUUUCACUAACGCAAAAUGGAAGAGUUAAGAAAAAAAAGAGUGCAGCAUGUAUCUAAGUUUAUUUUGUACUGUGUGACACCAUUGUUUCAUUCCAUUAUUAUCUAAGCUUGUAUUGUGGGUAGCAUGUACGGUAUGUCAGCUCGUUGGAAAUAAAUCCAUGCUGCAUUCAUUUAAGAUAAGU